UGUUAUUAAAUCAUAAUUAGCUACAAACUUUCUGGUUUCUCCUUGUAAAUGUUUUUAUUUGAAAACAUUAUUUUCCAAUUUUUUUUAUCACUGAGUACUCUUGCUCAAACAUUUAGAGGAAUUUUAUACUUCUUAUACUGAUAACUGCAGAAUUAAUUGACUUUUGACUUAAAAUUAUGUGGGUUUUUUUUGGAAAGGAAGUGGUUUAUUUCACUGAAAACGCUUAAGUAGUUCAGAAUGUUCUCAGAUAUGUGCUAAGAUUCUCUUUGUAUAUACACCUACACUGGAAAAACUGAAACACUAAUUGCUUAAUUUAAAAAUAAUUUGCUUUAGUGUCUCAAGGCAGCUGUCGUCUUCGUGAAUAACCAGCAUCAAGUGUGAAUUGUAGGAAUGGAAAAUCAUUAGGUUCCCAGUCAUCUCAAAGUGAUGCUGAAAUUGUGCCAAAAGUUACCAAAAUGACUGUGUCUGGAAAGAAGCAAACAAUGGGAUUUGAAGUGCCUGCAAUAACUUCCCAAGAGAAUGGCCAUGGUUUGCACACACCUCAGAAAGGUGAAGACGCAAGCAGCGCUGCUCCUGGUCCUCCGGAGGCCACGUCCAAGGCAGCGGCUCCCGCUCACCCGGGGCCGGCGUCUGAAGAGCAGGGCUCCACGGCCGCACUGGGCAAAAAGGCUGGCAAGGCGCGGCAGCAGAUGGACGUGAAGGCAGAGCUGGAGAAGCGACAAGGAGGGAAGCAGCUCCUGAACCUGGUGGUCAUUGGUCAUGUUGAUGCUGGGAAAAGUACUCUGAUGGGCCAUAUGCUUUAUCUGCUGGGUAAUGUAAACAAAAGGACUAUGCAUAAGUAUGAACAGGAGUCUAAAAAGGCUGGCAAAGCUUCGUUUGCAUAUGCGUGGGUCUUGGAUGAGACUGGCGAAGAAAGGGAAAGGGGAGUCACAAUGGAUGUUGGUAUGACAAAAUUUGAAACCACUACCAAAGUGAUUACGUUAAUGGAUGCUCCAGGCCAUAAGGAUUUCAUUCCCAACAUGAUUACAGGAGCAGCCCAGGCGGAUGUGGCUGUGUUGGUUGUGGAUGCCAGCAGAGGCGAGUUUGAAGCUGGAUUUGAGACUGGAGGCCAGACGCGUGAGCAUGGCCUUCUGGUCCGAUCUCUUGGGGUGACACAGCUUGCAGUUGCAGUCAACAAGAUGGAUCAGGUUAAUUGGCAACAAGAAAGGUUUCAAGAAAUUGCUGGAAAACUUGGGCACUUUCUUAAGCAAGCAGGUUUUAAGGAGAGUGAUGUGGCUUUUAUCCCCACAAGCGGUCUCAGUGGCGAAAACCUCAUCACAAGAUCUCAGUCAAGCGAACUCACAAAAUGGUAUAAAGGACUAUGCUUAUUAGAACAUAUUGAUUCCUUCAAACCUCCUCAACGAUCUGUUGAUAAACCUUUUAGAUUGUGUGUGUCUGAUGUUUUCAAAGAUCAAGGAUCUGGAUUUUGUGUAACUGGUAAAAUUGAAGCUGGUUACAUCCAAACUGGUGACCGACUACUAGCAAUGCCUCCAAAUGAGACUUGUACUGUAAAAGGAAUCACUUUGCAUGACGAACCUGUUGAUUGGGCUGCAGCAGGAGAUCAUGUUAGUCUUACUUUGGUUGGGAUGGAUAUCAUCAAAAUGAAUGUUGGCUGCAUAUUUUGUGGCCCCAAAGAACCCAUUAGAGCUUGUAUGCGUUUCAGAGCCCGAAUCCUCAUCUUUAACAUUGAAAUUCCAAUCACUAAAGGAUUUCCUGUGCUGUUACACUACCAAACUGUCAGCGAACCUGCUGUGAUUAAACGCUUGAUCAGCGUCCUGAGCAAAAGCACCGGUGAAGUCACAAAGAAAAAGCCCAAGUUUUUGACUAAAGGUCAGAAUGCAUUGGUAGAACUACAGACACAAAGACCAAUAGCCCUUGAGCUGUACAAGGACUUUAAAGAGCUGGGCAGGUUUAUGCUACGCUACAGUGGUUCCACAAUAGCUGCUGGAGUCGUCACGGAGAUAAAAGAAUGAUGGGUCAGAAUUUCUGCGACAUUUCCAAAUGCAAUGAAAUAACUAAUCUCCGAUUUUCAAGAAUCCAGUUAUUUAUGUAAAGGAGCAAUGUGCAACUGAGAAGUUGAUAUUUUAAUGAAGGGAAAAAUUAUCUGCAAAGGAGUAUUUUAAUAAUCAUUCCCACAAAAGUUGCCAAGUUCGCCCCCUAGCAAAGAAAGGCCAAUGUUGUACUUUCAUUUAAAACACCAGCUUUCCCCUCAAAAUGUUAGUGAAUGGAUUGAUUUUGCUGAUUGAUUUAUGCCAAGUAUCAGAAACAGUAUUAGAAGAUAUUGAAUGAUCAUGAAAUGUCCCCUUCUUCAACCACACUGCAAAAUAGUUGCGGUUUUUCUUUUCAUCCAAAUGCACUGCACAGAUUUUAAAGAAAAGUAAUUUAACUAGAAUUUUGAGGUCAUUGACAUUUGACCUCAGCCCAUUUUUAGUUAACUCUAAGAUUUGCUGAAAGUUAAAUAGAUUACAUUUUGUGUUGAGCAUACAUAUGUCUCUCCGACAAGUAAACUCUUGAAAGCUUAAUUUGGAUUUAGUGGAAGUUGUUUUUCUGGCAUCCAAGGUAUUAUUUAAGUUGUAAAGCCUGCUAAUAAAAUGCUGUAGUGUGAGCAUAA
Messenger RNA from Ochotona curzoniae (black-lipped pika), 2650 nucleotides. RefSeq names its product HBS1 like translational GTPase (gene HBS1L). The record is from RefSeq and is a predicted model, not a curated record. Gene Ontology annotation, biological process: translation. The coding region runs from base 456 to 2012 and encodes 518 amino acids. The transcript is spliced from 15 exons. NCBI's taxonomy places the organism in Eukaryota, Metazoa, Chordata, Mammalia, Lagomorpha, Ochotonidae. Gene Ontology annotation, molecular function: GTPase activity; GTP binding.